Molecule: messenger RNA, 1029 nt
Organism: Aquila chrysaetos chrysaetos
Lineage: Eukaryota; Metazoa; Chordata; Aves; Accipitriformes; Accipitridae
Exons: 2
Coding region: 273-911 (212 amino acids)
Source: RefSeq, a predicted model, not a curated record
AUUUAUAAUGGCGGUAAAAAUACCAUAUUUUGAACAUACUGAAAUCUGUAAAUGACUCAAGGCAAUUGAGGCGGUCUGGUUGAGGCUAAAGCUGACACUUCCUACCCAUGGGCUCUUCUGACUAUCCAUGGAACUGCACUCCUACAGAGAAAACUUCCCUUACUUCUGAAAAGGCCUGGAAAAACAUCACAAAAAUAGCUUUACCCAUUUUCUUAGUUUAGUUCUACAGAAUUAGUCCUUUCAUUUUAGUCAUAUAACUGGAUUCUGUAACUAUGCAAUACAUCAACUUGCCAGAGAUGAAAAUUCACGUCAUUCUGAUGCCUCAAUGUGAGACCAUCUCUCCUGAAAGAUUGCUGUUGGAGUUCCUCUUUUUGCAAAAAUCAGAUCCAGGAAAGAUAAAAUGUGCUCUACGGUACAUGCUGGGGAGUGGGUAUGUAAUCCAGAAAGUCCUACAGAGGCACACGUUUAUCAUUUCAAUGGCUGAAUGGAAAGUUCAACACUUGUUUCAGAAGUCAAAGCCCUGUGCUGGAUUUGACCUUACCUCGCAAGUAGUUUUUGGAGCCCUGAAAUGGCACCGUUUGGUGAAUACAGGGCUUUUCCUUGGGCUCCGGAGGGGCUGCAGCUGGUCCAGGGCCAGGCACAGAAGACGGGCAGAGGAGGAGGCGUCCCUCCAUCGUCGCCGCUGGGCACAACACGGCAGCCCGGCCACCAGCAUCACGUCCCCCCCCCGGGCGGACUGGGGCGAGGGUCCACCUCCUCCUCCCUGCCAGCAGCCCUCUCCGCUGGGUGGGCAAGGGGAGCUCGCUUCGCUUUCUGCCGUAACGGGCUGGAGGCUGCAGCGAGUCCCUGCUUCGGGAAGGGGCCACAGGUCGGGUCCUGCAGCUGCUGUAAAUAGUCGCAGCACUAUUUAAUUCAAUGCAGCCUUUAUUUACAUCAGCUGAUCUGGCCCCACUUCUCCUGUUUUCCUGUGCUUGUUUCCUUUAAGAUGUAUUUUUAUAGCCUUGUAAAACACCACUGUAUAUUCCUGUA